AUGAUUGUGAUGAAAGUGCCGUCCUGGACGGCGGUCCGGACGAGGAAACAGCCAAAGGAGCAAACUGCACGAUGUUAUCUUUUGGAAAUGCCCACCGAGAUCCUGCUCGAAAUUGUCUCUCACCUGACACUCAUCCCGGAAGCUGUUUUCGCCCUGACUUGCAAACGAAUGUAUGCUAUCUCUGGGUCUAUCCUCAGCUCGAAAGCUCUGCAAUUCCCUCGCGACUUUGCGCCUCUUUUCCACCAUUACCGCAAUACACACAACUUUAUCUCACCACGAUGGCAGCUCCUUACUCUGCUUGAAAAUACUCGAUGGCGGAACUGUUCGAAGUGUUUGAAGCAGCACCCCCGAGCGGCCUUUUCGUCUCGUGAUCUCCGACGCAAAGCAGAGAAUCGAACAUGCAACGUCGGGGAGUUGGCAGGCGUCGUUGAUAUUUGCCCCUGCAAGAAACUGACUUUUCGCGACAAAUUGGAUCUUGUAGAUCACCUUCGCGUGCGCAAGCUCACCUUACAAGCCUUGAAACUUGAAUUUGGAAGCAUGAUCCACGAUGAUCGCUACCUCUGGCAUUCAUGCACGGAGAAAUACGGGCCUUCCGAAAUGACGAUCUCGGUAUUCCCCGAGCUCAACGACGAUGACCAACUCAUCGUCCGCACCGAAUACCAGCUUACCACGGAGUCUGGCCAAGUCGGAAAAGAGGAAUUUAUGACCCCACGUUUCGGGUGUGCCCACCGAUCAGUGGACCUCUGGUUAUCAGGUGUCCACCAAACCACAAUAUGUCGGCUAUUUGAUAAGUUCUGCUCCUCUUGUCAGCGAAUAUCCGUAUGUGGUGCAUGUAACACCACACUGAAGUGUCCUCGCAAACAGCCAUAUAACUCACUUGACUCGAAACGCGUCACUUAUUCUUUCUGGACCGAAAGAAGCCUUGGCGGCGCCAGUGCUGUGCCCGACGCGGCCUGGGGCAACCAACGCAUCCACCCUGCCGAGCCAUCUGUCGGCGUUGAGAACUGCAAUGAGCUUUGCCCUUGGACAGUCCGCGAACAUCCUCCACUCACGUAUGCGCCCACGCUGGGCGAAGAAAUUAUUCAGCCUGGCAUGAAUACUUCAUCAUUGAACUCGUUAUAUUCGUCGAUUCGCAUGUUAUAG
This is a messenger RNA of Penicillium chermesinum, 1143 nucleotides long. RefSeq lists its product as uncharacterized. NCBI's taxonomy places the organism in Eukaryota, Fungi, Ascomycota, Eurotiomycetes, Eurotiales, Aspergillaceae. The record is from RefSeq and is a predicted model, not a curated record. The transcript has a single exon. Bases 1 to 1143 code for a protein of 380 amino acids. Gene Ontology annotation, molecular function: protein binding.